AAGACUGAGGUGAUAUCUGCAUUAAUCUCUUCACAUCCAGAGCAUCAUCAUCAUCAGUCAUGAUCUCUCGCGCUCUCCUUCUGGUUCUGCUGGUUCUCGCCUGUCUUCAGUCCUUCACCAAGGCUCAGAAUGCAAACGGACCAAAGAAAUGCUGUUUCACUUAUCAGACAAAUCGAGUCCCUGUUAAAUACAUCGCAAGAUAUGAAAUAACAGAGGCUCUGUGUUCAAAACCUGGAAUCAUCUUUACCAUGAAAGAUAGUCGUCCGGUGUGCGCAGAUCCCCACGUCGACUGGGUGAAGAGCAACAUGAACAAACUUGACCAGCAAUCACCAGUCUUUAAAUCCUUUGUCCAUUAAUACCAGUGUUUAUAUCUGUUUG
This is a messenger RNA of Tachysurus vachellii, 378 nucleotides long. Its product is annotated as C-C motif chemokine 3-like. Gene Ontology annotation, molecular function: CCR chemokine receptor binding; chemokine activity. The transcript is spliced from 3 exons. The record is from RefSeq and is a predicted model, not a curated record. Lineage: Eukaryota; Metazoa; Chordata; Actinopteri; Siluriformes; Bagridae. Gene Ontology annotation, biological process: chemokine-mediated signaling pathway; neutrophil chemotaxis; positive regulation of GTPase activity. The coding region runs from base 60 to 356 and encodes 98 amino acids. Gene Ontology annotation, cellular component: extracellular region.